CUAAAGGGCUAGGGCAAUGGAGGCGACACAUGGAGUGGAGGACGAGCACGAGGUCUAUGGCGGCGAGAUUCCAGAGGAAGUGGAGGGCGAUCUCGAGGGCGACCAAGGCGACGAUGCUGGCGGCGACGAUCCCACCUCCACGGAGCUGGAAGAGAUGAAGAAACGCCUCAAGGAAAUGGAGGACGAGGCCGCUGCAUUGCGUGAUAUGCAAGCCAAGGUCGAGAAAGAAAUGGGCGCUGGGCAAGAUCCGGCUGCUGCUGCCCAACAAGCGAGCAAGGAAGAAGCCGAUGCUCGCUCGGUGUAUGUUGGAAACGUGGAUUAUUCGUGCACACCAGAGGAAGUCCAACAGCACUUUCAAUCCUGUGGCACUGUUAACCGGGUUACUAUUUUAACUGACAAGUUCGGACAGCCCAAGGGAUUUGCCUAUGUCGAGUUCCUGGAAGUCGAAGCUGUCCAGAACGCUCUCAUACUAAACGAAUCAGAGCUUCACGGUCGGCCUAUCAAGGUUGCUGCUAAGCGGACUAAUGUUCCUGGACUCAAGCAGCACCGCGGCCGUGGCGGCUUUGGAGCUCCUUAUAUGCCUUACUUCCCGAGAAGGCCUUACAUGCCUUACCCAUCCUAUCCAUAUCCUUACGGCUUUGGAAAAGUUCCUCGAUUCCGGAGGCCCAUGCGAUACAGGCCUUACUAUUGAUCUAUUUAUCUCUCCAUUGCUGCUCGAAAGCAGGUACUAGGGAAAAAAGGAUAAUCGAUAGGAAAGAAAAAAGAUGAAAAAAAUAUGUAUUGGAGAAAAAAAACUGGCAAAAAAAAGAAGAAAAACAAAGAAAAACCGAGAGAAAAAAACUGAGUAAAAAAAAUCUGGCGGGAGAAGCAAGCCCAGCUCAAGCUCAAGUUUUACAUCACAGAGGUUCGUGAUUUUUAUUUCUUGCUUGAAUUUUUUCCCCUGUGGCUUGCCUGUGUAAAUACGAUGCGAUGAAUAUUCUUUGAUAACCA
Messenger RNA from Selaginella moellendorffii, 990 nucleotides. RefSeq names its product polyadenylate-binding protein 2. The coding region runs from base 17 to 691 and encodes 224 amino acids. The transcript has 7 exons. NCBI's taxonomy places the organism in Eukaryota, Viridiplantae, Streptophyta, Lycopodiopsida, Selaginellales, Selaginellaceae. The record is from RefSeq and is a predicted model, not a curated record. Gene Ontology annotation, molecular function: RNA binding.